Molecule: messenger RNA, 2473 nt
Organism: Condylostylus longicornis
Lineage: Eukaryota; Metazoa; Arthropoda; Insecta; Diptera; Dolichopodidae
Product: E1A-binding protein p400-like
Exons: 4
Coding region: 253-2028 (591 amino acids)
Cellular component (GO): chitin-based extracellular matrix
Molecular function (GO): structural constituent of chitin-based larval cuticle
Source: RefSeq, a predicted model, not a curated record
GCAGGUAGGUCAUGAGAGUUAUUUUGCAAAAGAACAUUCAAUUGUUAGUUGAACAGUUAAUAGGGAAAUUUACAGUUAAAGUGUGGAAUUUAAUUAGAUUAUUAAAUUUUUGUAUAAUAAUUAAAAUUUAAUAAAAAUUAAGAGCAAAAUCUUCAAAAUAUAAUUUACCAUUCAAAUUUUUUUUGGAUAAAAAAUUUCAAAUAAAAUAAUAUUGGAUUAUAUUAAUAAAUAACAAAAACAAAAAUUAAAGCAAUGGAUAAAAAAAUUAAGAUUUUUCCGGUUUGUUUAUGUUUACUAUUAUUACAAACGAGUAUAAUUGAAGCACGACGAAUACGUACCCGUCCAAGACCAGUAGAACCAGUAGAAGAAAUUGAAAGUGGUGAAAUUGAAUCGGAAUCAGUUGAAGAUAAUCGUGCUCAGUCUGCUAUACAAUAUUAUCAAGCUGAAUCUAGAGAAAAUAUACGCAAUCAACCGUUAGCAGCAGAUGAUGAUUAUAAUGGAUAUUAUGGUCAACCAGCACCAGCUGCACCAAUAGCUCCAAUAAGAGCAUCACCACGUGUUGAUUAUAGACCUCCUGCUCCAACACGUGCUCCAAUACCACAAGCAAGAACGAAAGAUGCAUCACAAAACGCAAAGGCAGCACCAGUGCAAACAAUCCGUAAUUAUAGUAAAGUGAAUGAUGAUGGUUCAUUUACAUUUGGUUAUGAAGCUGCUGAUGGUUCAUUUAAAGAAGAGACUCGUGGUACUGAUUGUGUUGUACGUGGUAAAUAUGGAUACAUUGAUCCGGAUGGCAACAAACGUGAAUUUACUUAUGUUUCUGGAAAUCCUUGUGAUCCAAAUAAUCCAGAUGCACAAGAAAGUGAUGAAGAACGUAGCCAGUCAUCAGAAGAGGAUUCACGAGAGCCAGAAAAUUUACCACAAAAUUAUCCAAGACGUCCUCCUGUACCUAGACCCGUCCAACACACAACUCCACAUGCACCAACAACUGUCUUCCAAAAUAAUUACGCACAACAUUCAUUAAAUCGGGGUGGAAGUGAAGAAGAAGAACCAGAACCAAUUCAGGUAUUACAACCGCAAAGACCAAAUAGACCAAGUAUUCAGAAUUUUAAUAAUUAUGUGCCACAAGAAAUCACCAUACGUCAAAGACCGAAAAUUACUGUAAGUCCUACACCAGCUCCAAAUUUUCGUUUAAACAAUCCAUCUGUAAGUAUAACACCGAGACCAACUUAUCGCCCGGUUACUCAGUCACUUCAACCACAACCACCAGCAACAACUUAUCGACCAACUGUUAUUAAAGCAAGUGAGCAACCGGCAACCUUAACAUAUUCAAAAUCAACACCAAGACCAAUUGGUUUUUCACAAUCAACACCAAAUGCUAUACCAAGUGUUUCCAGACGACCAGUAGAUUUUAAUUCUGAACUACGUAAAUUUCAAGAAAAGCAUAAUGUACCAAUUACAACUUCAACCAUUCGAACAACAACACAAUAUCGACCAGAGUCUGUAAAACCAUUACAAAAUAUUCCAAGUCUUCCAGCUACCUCAACUCCACUUUAUGAAACUCAAUUAGUAUACAAUCCUGCUAGCGGACAAUAUGAUUCAUCAAUUUUCCAAACAAUUCCACACACUGAUAGUGAAUUUACGAUAAAUCAAAAAAUUCAACCAUUUGUUCAACAACCACAAUUAGUUAGCUUGAAUCAAUUACAACAAAUUAAUCCAAUUUAUAGAGCACAGCCUGCUCCAUUACCACAAUUUUCACAACAAAUUUAUGAAAAAGAAAGGGAAAAUCUUCAGGUUUUAAAUUCACAACAGUUAUUCCAGCAACAACAAGAACUACAGAAUCAACAAUUACAAAAAGAUAGAGUUGAAGCUGCAAGAAAAGCUGCCCAACAACAUAGAUUUAAAGCUGCACCAUCGCCAUUGCCACCACAACCACAACCGAUCCCAGAACAACAAGGCUUUUAUUAUUUACAACCAUCAGGACAACUGGAACCAUACUUAGGAGCUCAUAAUAUCAAUAUUUCCUAUUAAAUAAAAAAAAUUAAUACUCUAAUAAUGGGUUCAACUCUCAUUAUCCUGCCCCACAUACCAUAAAAUAUCUUAUAAUUGUAUUAUAUUAUAAAUUGAUUAUUUUUCUCUGUGUAGUUAUGUAAAGUCAAAAUGAAGUCAGUCUUAUUUUCUUUUUUUUUUUUAGUUUUUUUGUUUUUUAAUUAAUAUUUUUAUACACUGAUAGAAAAGUGUAAGUAUAAAGUAAGUUCUUUUUGCAGUGUUAGUGCAAAAAGUUUAUUACAAUUUAUUUAGGAUUUUCAAUUCGUUUUUAAUUUUUUAUUUAAUUUUUCUUUUUGUAAUUUUAUAAUUUUUAAUAUUUAGAUUAUAUUUUUUUUUUAAACGAAAAAGAAAUAAUAAAUAUUUUUGUAAUAAUUAUUUAGACUUAAAUUAUUUUAUAAGAAUUUUGUGAGUUAAAUUGUUAAAAAUA